AUGGCGGUGGGCAGAGAUGAGCUGUACAAAGCUCUGAACGUGGAGAUCAACAACAAGGUGGCAAAGAACGUGAUCCUGUUUAUCGGCGACGGGAUGGGACCGAACACGGUAACGGCCACCAGAAUUUACAAGUACAAUGAGAGCGGACUAUUGACCUUUGAAAAAUUUCCGCACGUGGGCUUGCUUAAAACGUAUUCGGUCGACAAACAAGUGCCGGAUGCAGCGAGUGCAGCAACUGCAAUGUUCACUGGUGUAAAGGUCAAUCAAAAGACUCUUGGCCUGGACGCAAAUUACCAGAUCAAUGAUACAACUCACUGUGACAAUGCCGAUUCGCAGAGGAUCGGACUUACGUCGUUGGCCAAGUGGGCGCAAGAUGCUGGAAAAAGCACCGGGUUUGUGACCAACACCAGGAUUACCGAUGCUACGCCCGCCGCCCUAUACGCCCGGACGUCCAACCGGAAGUGGGAAUGCAACGCCGCCAUGCCACCAAGAGCGAAAAACUGCAAGGACAUUGCCAGGCAGCUCAUUGAAGACCGACCGGGACGACAUUUUAAGGUUAUAAUGGGCGGCGGCAAGAAAUCGUUCGAAGCUAAUUCACCGCCGAACCCAAAGGAACAAGUUGAAAAAUCCUUGUGCGUGAGAACGGACGGCAAAGAUCUGAUCCGUGAGUGGAUAGACGACAAACUAUCCAACAACCUGUCGCAUCAGUUCUUGACCAACGUAAGAGAUAUACGAUUGUUGGACACUAAACAAACAGAGUACAUUUUGGGAUUAUUUACAAACGGAACAAUGCCAAUGGAGUAUUAUAGAAACAAAAAGUCGUUAGGAACACCAUCACUAGAAUUAAUGACUGAAACAGCUAUUAAAGUAAUUUCAAAAAAUGAAAAAGGAUUUUUUUUAAUGGUGGAAAGCGGGUUAAUUGAUGCAGCACACCAUCAAAGCACAGCCAGGUUAGCUUUAGACGAAACUGUCGAAUUUGAUAAAACAAUCAAAACUACAAUCGAAUUGCUAAGACAGUUAAACAUGUUAGAUGACACAUUAGUGAUUGUGACCAGUGACCACGCUAACUUACUAUCAAUUAAUGGAUAUCCAAAACGAGGGAAUAAUAUUCUAGGUGUUGCAGGAGUAUCAGAAUCAGAUUACGUUAGAUACACAACAUUAACGUAUUCUAUAGGAUAUGCUAAGAGUCCAGUGUAUACCCGUCAAGGUAGUUCAGUCAUUAGACAGAAUCCAACAGUUAGUAAUACAACUCAUCAUGAUUAUACUCAACAAGUUGGUAUUCCAGAAGAGACAGGACUACAUGGUGGAAGUGACGUAGCAGUAUAUGCCAAAGGACCAAUGGGACAUUUGUUUCAUUCCAUUCACGAACAAAAUUAUAUUGCCCAUGCAAUAGCAUAUGCAACAAAAAUUGGCGCUUACCAUUGUGAACAACAACAAUCAGGGAACCAAUCUUACACACAUCUCUCAAGCAUUUACCUUAUAUGCACAUUAAUUUUGUCAUUGUUGUAUUUUAAUGAAGUUACAGUAUUAAGAUUUUGA
Messenger RNA from Macrosiphum euphorbiae (potato aphid), 1539 nucleotides. Lineage: Eukaryota; Metazoa; Arthropoda; Insecta; Hemiptera; Aphididae. The record is from the annotation of a GenBank genome assembly.